AUGGCUUUCCUGAACAAUAAAGGAGCCUCUUUUUCUUUUCCUUCCACUCGCCAAUGGAAUUAUGAUGUCUUCUUGAGCUUUAGAGGUGAAGAUACUCGUGAAGGUUUUACCAGUCAUUUAUAUAAGGCUUUGUGUGACAAAGGCUUUUACACCUUCAUCGAUGAUAAACCUUGGAGGGAAGAAGAAAUUUCGGAAGAACUUAUCCAAGCCAUAAAAAAUUCAUCGAUUUUGGUUAUUGUCUUCUCUGAAAACUAUGCAGAGUCCAUAUGGUGCUUGGAUGAACUUGCUGAGAUUGUUGAUUGUAGUGAAAAGGAUCAUGAGGUUCAAAUUUGUCCAAUUUUUUACAAUGUUGAUCCAUCAGAAAUACAAAAUCAAAAGGGUAACUUUGGAAUAGCACUGGCUAAUCAUGAAAUGAAGUUCGAGAAUAAUAAGGACAAGGUGCAGAGGUGGAAGGAUGCUCUAAGCAAAGCCGCUAAAGUAUCUGGAUGGCAUUACAUGAAAGGGUAUGUAUCUAAUAGAUGA
This is a messenger RNA of Quercus lobata, 522 nucleotides long. RefSeq names its product TMV resistance protein N-like. The coding region runs from base 1 to 522 and encodes 173 amino acids. Gene Ontology annotation, biological process: signal transduction. The record is from RefSeq and is a predicted model, not a curated record. The transcript has a single exon. NCBI's taxonomy places the organism in Eukaryota, Viridiplantae, Streptophyta, Magnoliopsida, Fagales, Fagaceae.